Molecule: messenger RNA, 6542 nt
Organism: Bacillus rossius redtenbacheri
Lineage: Eukaryota; Metazoa; Arthropoda; Insecta; Phasmatodea; Bacillidae
Exons: 14
Coding region: 149-5296 (1715 amino acids)
Source: RefSeq, a predicted model, not a curated record
AUAGACCUCAUUAUAGUCAACAAGAUUUCAAACAAUAUGCUUGGUUGUGCAGGAAAAAGAAGCAAUUGAUCCAGGAAACCUUUUGCCAAAGUCUUCAGUGUGCAGUAAAUCCACAGAAAUAAAUUACCAGGAGAAAGCGCCCUAUGAUAUGUCACGCUAUGUCGAAAAGGCGACUGAGAAGACAGUACGUGGAAAUUAUGACCCCAGUAAAUACCAGUUGCCGGAUAAGCCAGUGCAUCAGAAAAUGAGGGGAAAAGAACGUGAUUUUAGGUUGCUGCACUCUCUUGAGACGGCAGCACCAGCCAUCCAAGAUAGAAUGCUACUUCUGAAGGAAAUCCAGUCAGAGUUGGCUGACUGGAGGCAAACGACUGACAAUCGCCUGGUGCGUAGUGAUGAUGUUGUGCCUGAUCCCCUUCACCAAAAUGUAUCGGUGAAUGUUCCAGAGGGCACUUCAAAUGCCACAAAAAAAAUUGAGCAAAAAACUAAUGACAACACUAAUACUCUACCUCAACAGGAAUUUGGUCUUCCAGCUGCUACUUCGGAGGUGAACGACGACGACAACGUAUCGCAGCAGCAAGAAAGUUCGAUUGCUGUACCUGUUCCAGAGAUUGGCGGCAGACCAAGAGAUAAGCCUUCACGUGAGGCAACCCAACAGACUGAACCUGUCGCCGUCUCUUCAGAGAGGUGUAGAUGCAAGACCCAAACGUUACUGGAAACGCACCUGGAUCCGAGCCUGCUCGUGUUAAACGUCCCCUGCUUGUCGAACUCUCCUCGAGAAAUGGCCGAGGAACUCCUGGAAAGCUCCAGGAAACUCAUCGAGCAGGUCGACGAACAACUGUCCGAAGUGAAUAAAACCGAGAGCCUGGUCAGACUACUCCAGGUGUCUCCCUACACUUCAGAAACGGAAUUUGCGAACAGUGAUGACAGUCAGCUGUAUGUGAAAAACUUGGUAAACAAAAAAUUGCAAGAACUGCUAAUGAGUCCAAAGCCACAAGAGUCCAUGAUGACUGAUCAUCGUAGUAUAUAUCCUGGGCAGAAAAAUUAUUUGCUAGAGAAUAUAAAAAAUGUCAGUGACAUACCAAUGAGGAAUGCUUCCAAAAUUCGACAUAGUCAUAAUGAGAUUCACAUCCAGAAAAGAGCAGUACAUUCUGAAGAAAUCGUUAAGAGCGUAAAGCACGAAAACAGCAGAACCAACUUAUCUAAACUAUCAGGCGACCACAAGCUCAGAACUAACAAAUAUUCAUUUACAAAAAGCAACCAGACCAAUGCUGGUGUGAAAAAAGCGCCUAAAGUGUCUAGUUUUGUGUCUGAAAAUGUCUCUUCGCGCAAGGAACAAACGCAGAGCGCAUAUGAAAACAAAAUAGCUAAGAAUGCAAAUUUUCUGAAAAGAAAUCUUGGAAACGCGAGCACGACCUUGUUUGAGAAAACUGCCGAGGCUCACUCCAGCGAAGUGGUCAGAAACAGCAGACUGAGAUCAGUUUGCAAAACUACUUCUGCGAAGAAAUGCCCUUGUCGUGUUUGUACCUAUGAAAUGCAACACGAAGAAACUUCAUCGCGUAAAAACCACCCAGAUGUGGUCAAGAAAAAGGACUGUGAAAACGAAAGCAUAAGGGCAACUUUUAAGAUAUGUUCCUCCAGAAACUACUCUCCAAAAAGUACGGGCAGUCCCUAUGCUGAAUUCCUUCCCGGGAAUAAAAAUGCAAAGUAUCUGGCGAGACAACCGCCGGUUCAUUUUCAGCCUCAGCUCAAGCACGUUAAAGCUGGUGACGACACUGCCCGGUCGAGGAAAUUUCAAGAAGAGGCGAAGAACGCGAAACAAGCGAGCGAAGCAGGAGGUGGGAAAUCGUCCAAAACUCGAGACGAGAAGGAGGAAAUCUGGGCAGACAUACUGAACACCGGAGGACCUUCGUCCUCCGUGAUGCAAAGCGUGCUCUCGUUCUUCGCCGACAAGACGAGCUCCCGUCGUUCGGAGAGCCGGCCUUCCUGUCCCAUGCACGGCGCGGGGACUCUUCGAGGACAGUCGGUCUCCAAGGUCGGCGACACCUCCUGCAGUGCUCAGAAAGGAGUCACGUUCCAGGAGCCGGGGGACGACGCGGAAGAGAGCUCCUGCUCCAGGUCUCGGCACAGAGGUGCCGCUGGAAGUUUGUCUUCGACCACGGAAAGUAGCGAUCCCGAGGAUUUCGACAAAGACGUUUACCUGCGGGGCGAGCGCACGGCCACCGGUCAACCGGAGGAGGUUGCGACCGAUUCGGAAAACAGCGGACGGUCGGACCCGCGGGAAGAAGUCCGAGAGGUGAAGGCGGCCCAGCCGAUUGUUUCCGAACUGCCGGAGCGCAAUGCAUCCGAGCGGAUGGGAUCGGUGGUAAAGUCGGUAGCAGAUGGAGAACGCAAGACGUCCAAGAAGAUGGGGGCGGCGGAGAAGUCGGUAGCAGACAGGGAACGCAAGAGUUCCGAGCGGAUGGGGUCGGCGGUGAAGUCUGUAGCAGACAGAGAGCACAUCAAGACGUCUGAGCAGACGGAGUCGGCAUUGAAGUCAGUAGCAGACAGAGAGCGCAGGACGUCCGAGCAGAUCGGGUCGGUGGUAAAGUCGGUAAUAGACAGAGAACACAAGACGUACAAGCAGAUGGGGUCAGUGGUAAAGUCGGUAGCAGAUGGGGAACGCGAGACAUCCAAGAAUAUGGGGGCGGCGGAGAUGUCGGUAGCAGACAGGAAACGCAAGAGUUCCGAGCGGAUGGGGUCGGCAGUGAAGUCUGUAGCAGACAGAGAGCACAAGAGUUCUGAGCGGAUGGAGGCGGUAGCAGACAGAGAGCACAAGACGUCCGCACGGAUGGGGUCGGCAGUGAAGUCUGUAGCAGACAGAGAGCGGAUGGAUUCGGUAGCAGACAGAGAGCACAAGACGUCCGCACAAAUGGGGUCGGCAGUGAAGUCGGUAGCAGACAGAGAGCGCAAGAGUUCUGAGAGGAUGGAGUCGGUAGCAGACAGAGAGCACAAGACGUCCGCACGGAUGGGGUCGGCAGUGAAGUCGGUAGCAGACAGAGAGCGCAAGAGUUCCGAGCAGAUGGGGUCGGCGGUGAAGUCUGUAGCAGACAGAGAACGCAAUAGUGAGAGACCAUCGGUGCACGAACUCGAACCAGAAGAGCGACCAGAAGUAUCUUCACCGGAAGUUGCUGUAUUGCAACCUGUUUCUCAGCCUCAGUCGAACACUCUUCAAGCGAGCCCGAUAGAAGAAACGGCGGAGUUCCUGGAAGUGGAAGAUACAGACGGCGCGAGCGUGCCUGUUGAUGCGUUUCUAGAAGAUAGUGUACCGUCUCCAACACAUCUGCAGCAAGCUGCUGAACCGGUGCAGAUUCAUCCUCGCGAGAUGCAGGUGGAUUGGGAAAACGCGAGUGAGGAUGAAGAAGCGGAAGAGACAGAGUACGAUGAUGACUGGGAAGAAGAACCAGAAGAGGAGCAGAUGAACUACGAAUCUGGCCACGAAACGAACAGAAGUUCCGAUGCCCCAGCCUCUGGCAGACGUUCCAGUAGUGAGCACAGCAUGCUUGGCACACCGGCCCUGGAGCCAAAAUCUGGAACCACCUCGGAAUCAGGAAGUUUCCGUUCAGAACAUUGCUACACUGACAAAGGCUCAGGCCCGUCUUCUUCUCAACAAGUGGCUGCUUCUGAGGCAGAAAGAACGCAGUUCAAAACUUCUGCUUUGGCAGAAGGUGUCACAUCUAAAGGCAGCGACGCAGCAGCAACACAACAAGAGAAAUGCCAAGAAACUCAUGGCAAAGAAAAUCCUACUUCAGCAAUUUGUGCGCCCUCUUCCUCUACAGUAUUCGAAACUUCAAAUCUCCUACCUCUUUCAGCUCCUCAUAUCUCAUUGUCUGUCAAAGCUCUCAAUUCCGAUGUGCCGGACAUCAGUGGGAAGAGAAAGCCGCACAAACCAGGAGACAUCUCUCAACUGAUUCCUCAUUUGACAACUUCUACUAAGGCAAAUGACUCUCAAAAAUUGCACAAUUCAGUUUCACAGCCUGACACUUCCUCAAAUGAAGCUAUUUUUCCCGAAUCAGCAGCAGAAAUCAGGCAAGCAAUGAUGAAACAUCUUUAUCAAAGUAACGUCCCAGGGCCCAGCACUGCCGAAUCUCUACCUCCUCCAGUAUUGAAUCCCAGCGUUCAUGCGCCAAACAUGACUUCGUUCUUCCCAGUGCACGCGCAGAUUCCACCAGCUGCAUUAUUCAUGCCUUUCCCUCAAAUUCCAUACUUCUUGACUCCUGCGCCGGUGCAGAAUCAAUACUGUAAUCAGGUCCACUUUCCAGAAAGAACUAAUCAGCAGUCCAGUAAUUUAUUUGAGGGUUCGAAGACAGUUGAUCCAGCUCGUGAAACUUCGCGUGUCACUAGAUCAACCUCUCCUGUACGGUCGGAUCACGAGAGGAUACCACCACACCAGUCGAUGCAUGUCCCGCCUUCGCUUGCUCCCUCUCGGAACAGGUUCUUCGACCAACCUUCGGAAACCGUGUGCUCGGCAGGAGAGAAUCCAUCGCUGGCGGCCCAUAAACAAACUCCCACGUUACCACCGACCAACAAUUCCACGUGUGCUUCAGGAAAAGCGGGGAGUGGCGAUGGGUCAAGCGACAGCUCUUUGAGCAGCAGAAAUGACAACGUGGCACGGUCGGCAAACAAAGGUAUCCAGGCAAACUUCACGAGUCGUCAAGUCAAAGGAGUCCAAGCCUGCGAUGUUUUUGACGAGGUGAGGACUUUCAAAGAGAAGGUGAGGAGCUAUCCGAGCGCCACCAGCUUCGUGUGGCGACGCAAGGAAGCUCUUCGUCGCCAAGCGGUGCCGAGCCCCAUCGUCGAGGCGGUCAGCGAAAACUCCUCGACCUCCGACGAGAGCGGAUGCACGCGAGACAGCGAACUGCCGCCUUCUGUGCUGCCGAACAUGGCAGGAUCUUCCACGACCACUGACGUCACACCCAGCUGCAGCGACCUGUCGGAAGGAGAGCUGUGCUUGUCGUCGGACAGCACGACGCCGCCUGCGCCCGCCGCCCCGCCACGCAGCCCCGGGGAAGUGAGCCAGUGUGACUGCAGCGAGGGCGAGGUGUGCCCCCACGGACGUCAGCGGUUUCGCUCGCAAAGUGUAGGAGAACUGUUGCCGUGGAGAAGCGUGGGUCAGGUGACUGCACCCGUAUCGCUGGCUUCGUCGGGAUCAGAUUCGACUCAGCGCGGCGAUAUUCCAGAGAUGCAGAGUUCCAACCUCAGCAGCUCAUGCGAUGCUGCAUUAGAUUCAUUCGAGAUGACUCGUGAAUGUUUUUGGUGAUGCUCUUGUAGCACCCUGGAACUCAUUAUGUAUUUUCCCGGUACCAUAUCAGGGCUGUCCGCAUUAUUUUAAGAUAUACAUUUUCAUUGAUAGAGAAAUAUUGCAGUAUAAGUUGUUGAGGAUGUAAUUUAAAAAAACAUUACAUCCUCUCAAUGGGUGCAAUUAAACUAACUCAGUAGUUUGAUCAUAUUGAAACCCAGAAUAUGAGUAGGCCUAGAAGAAAAUAGUCGAAAUAACAGUAAUUACUUAACUACCUCCCUCCACUGACAAUGUGUCUCUAGUCUUUCUUUAAUGACUUCUACUUUUGUACGCAGUCGUCCUUAAUAUGCAUUACUUAUAAAAACACACCUGUUGAGAAUUGUCUGUAGAAAAACGCAUGCACACACACACACACACACAUAUAUACAUAUAGUGUCUGUGUAUGCACGCGUGCACGUGUUUGUCACUUCAAAAUUUUGUAUGAUGUUAUUACAAAGGAAGAACUAAGUGUAAAUAAAAAUAUAUUUCUGUUAAAAUAUUGAAAAACUCUAAUGAUUUCCGAACUAGAUAUGUUGGUAAAACUGCUGGCAUUCGACCAUUGUAUUCCAUCUAAGGCUUAGCCGACUGUUGACUAAGGAGUUACGUACCCAGAAGGCCACAGGAAUGACAGCCCUCCUGUCAACGAAGCAGAAAUCUCAAUGAACUUCAGGAGCUUAGGAUGCAGAUGUUUGGCAAUACAAAGACAAAUUCGCCAAACUGGACAUUGUCAUGUAGUUGGCUGUACUACAGUUCAAUGCUGUACAGAAGGAACAGCGUGGGGAUGAAGAAGUCAUGUGCAUCCACAGGCUCAGACAAGGCACAUCAUCAUGUGUCCAGUCUCAGCUGAGUGUUCUGGUCAUAUCCUCUAUAUCAGCAGCUGCUACUUGCUUGAAAUGUAUAGGUGCCUAUUGUUGUCAUACUUUUCUCUCCAAUCGUAGUCUGUUUCCUGAACCUCCGAUCAGGUUACUGGCCCCGAAUGGCUGAGUUCACCCCUGCUCGUCGAGAGAGGGGAAAAAUACCGUCUUUGUUAGGAAGUCUUCGCUCCCCGCCGAUCAGAGGCGGAUAUGCACGCGAACUCGGGAAUUAUAGUAUGUAUACACAACAGUGCUAAGUAGGACAAAUGUACUCGCGGAGUCAUGAACAGCCGUCGGUAGAGGCUGAGGUGCCACACCAGAAGGACAUCACCACCAUUAUGCUAACUGAGGCUCUCUGGCGCCCGGCAAACCCA